Molecule: messenger RNA, 2326 nt
Organism: Linum trigynum
Lineage: Eukaryota; Viridiplantae; Streptophyta; Magnoliopsida; Malpighiales; Linaceae
Source: the annotation of a GenBank genome assembly
UCUUUUAUGUAAUAAAACAAGUAGACACUUUCUCUCUCAUCAUGGUAUCAGAGUCUGGUUUAGCCAAGUGAUCGUGUGUUCGAAUCUCCACGACCUCCAAUAUUAACAGUUGAUUAAAGCACAAGGUAUGGUGGCCUGUGCAAACUUCAAGCCCAUGGUUGGCUUUCGUUUGAGGGGGCGUGUUAGAGAUAUUCUGUUUCUAGGCGUUUCUUGCCUAUCUCGCUUUUUCUUUUCUUCCUUUGAUUCGCUUCUGCAACUCUCUUCGUUUCCAUGGCGAUUCCCACUGCGUUUCAACCGCCGAUGCCGAUCUCAGCGGUGUUUGCACCAAACCACCCGUACUACAUCAAUUCCGGCGAUUCAUCAACGGCGCAACUCUUUUCCGUCGUUCUCACCGGGCCGAAUUACCAUUCUUGGGCUAGAUCCAUGCGAUUUGGUCUCCUGUCGAAGAACAAGAUAUUGUUCGUCGAUUCGGCUGUCCCGACGCCUCCAAAUGGUGAUUCGCUCUUCCAAGCUUGGCAGCAGUGUGAUACGCUCGUGCUUGGUUGGAUCCUCCGGUCGCUCUCACCGGAGAUUGCAUAGAGUGUUCUUUGGCUAAACACUGCGGUUGAAGUUUGGCAUGAUCUCCAGGAGCGCUUCAGCAUUGCUGAUCUGGUUCGCAUCGCUGAUCUCCAUGAUGAGAUCUGCGGACUAAAGCAAGCAAAUCUGUUUGUAAGUGCGUUCUUCACCAAAUUUAGGGUUCUAUGGGAUGAAUUGACAACCUAUCGUCAUGUUCGUUCUUGUACCUGUAUCAAUAGAUGUUCUUGUUAUGAAUAUAUGAGAGUAGUCCAGGUUAUUAGGUUCUUGAGAGGUCUGAAUGAGGAUAUUGAGUCUAUUAGGUGUUCGAUACUGUUAAUGGAUCAUCUGCCUCCCAUUAACAAGGUCUUCUCUAUGAUAGCCCAGCAUGAGCGUCAAAUUAGGACUCCCAACCCUAAUUCUUUCAAUCAUAUGGCCUGUGCUAUACAAUCUGGUCAAAAUAAGGGGAAUAACCAGUCAAAAAGGCAUGUCUGUACUUUUUGUGGAUUAACUGGGCAUACUAUUGAUCGUUGUUACAAGAAGCAUGGUUAUCCACCAAGUUAUAAGCCACGUUCUAGAGUCAAUGUUGUAGUUAGUGAGUCUUUCGACACUAACAGUUAUGGUUCGAGUGAGAACAGAAGUGUUCCUUCCGAUUCUGUUGUAUUGACAAAGCAACAGUACCGAGCUUUGUUUGCUCAAUAUCACCCCCAAGCUCUUCCACCUCCAACCCCUAUUGUUAACUCUGUCACUACUGGAGUUUCUGGAGUUUGUGUCGAGGAGUCUUAUCCAAUGCACUCCCCAUUCCUGGCUUCUUCAUCUACUGCUACCUCAAGCCAGGAUGGAGGUAAGUUUGAUUUUGCCAAUUCUUUGGUUGACAAUGCUUCUAAGUGGAUUUUAGACAGUGUUGCUUCUGAUCAUGUUGUCUUUGAUAUUGCUUAUCUACUUUCACCUACUGUUGUAUGUGAUAUGUUUGUGUCUUUACCAAAUGGCUCUCGAGUGUCUGUUACUCAUAUAGGGUCAGUUAGGUUAAAUGAACAAUUAAUUCUUAAGAAAGUUUUGUUAAUACCUUGAUAUGAUCCCAAAUUGGCCCUCAAUUAAGCUGGAAUUGAUUGAUCAAGAAGGUAAGCAAAGUACAUUAAAGAACACUGAAUUUUGGCCAAGUUCUUUUAUAGUUUCAGGUAGCCAACUUUGCACGUCGGGAACUUGUUAUUGGCUUAAUGAAAAUUCAAGUUUAAGGCCUUGUUUUGAAGAUGAAAAGUUUAUCUUUCCAUUGAUGUGCUUUGGAGCUCGAGAGGAAGCCCAGAAGAGUGAUUUCCAGGUCUAUCAAGUUGCUAGCUCAACAUGGGAAAACUGCCGAAAUAUUCUAAGUGUUGGAACGAGUUUGGGAAGGAACUUUGGAAGCCUCAAUCGAAGGGAUGGAUGAGAGUCGAGCUUCAAGAAUCAUACUCAUGAACUUAGGUUUCUUCUACUACAACGACAUGGCGUUGGAUGACUGGAAUGAAGAAUGGAAGGCCUUGAACGAAAGCUCCAAAGAUCGUAUUGAAGCCGAGCUUCUGUCUUUGGAAACAGGCAAUCCGAAUCCUUAUCGGAUUAGGAUUCCUUUGUUGUUUUGUGUUUAAUUCCUUUUCAUUGUUGGUUUUGAUUUCCUUUUCCAAUUGUAAUUUGUUUAGGACUUCUCUAAGAGUAGUAGGAUUGGCUAGGUCUAUUUAAGUAGUUUUGAUUCGUUGUAAUUUUCAGAUUUCGUAGAGUUUAAUAACAAACCGUGAGUUUGCGU